Messenger RNA from Micropterus salmoides (largemouth bass), 1959 nucleotides. RefSeq names its product ring finger protein 185 (gene rnf185). Gene Ontology annotation, biological process: ubiquitin-dependent protein catabolic process. The coding region runs from base 237 to 818 and encodes 193 amino acids. NCBI's taxonomy places the organism in Eukaryota, Metazoa, Chordata, Actinopteri, Centrarchiformes, Centrarchidae. Gene Ontology annotation, cellular component: endoplasmic reticulum. The transcript has 8 exons. The record is from RefSeq and is a predicted model, not a curated record. Gene Ontology annotation, molecular function: ubiquitin-like protein conjugating enzyme binding; metal ion binding; ubiquitin protein ligase activity.
CCUAAUAAGCCGCGCCCCCUUCCUCCCCCAGGAUCUACUACCGGUUAACGUUAGUGGUGCCGCCGCGGAUGUGAUGCAACCAGCAGAAAGGAUAUUUACUCAACUUCUCGUGACAAGUUUAGAUUUUUCACUACAAAGCCCCGUCCACUGGGCCUCCCUAUGUACUUAAUUUAAAGCGCUGGGUGCCAGCGGAGUCGCACCACCUCUACCUUCGUGUUGACUGGAUCUAUCUUUAAAUGGCCACCGCUGCCCCCCCACCAACCUCUGGCUCUACUCCGGCGACUGAAAACCAGAGUGCCGGAUCCAGCAGCUCCACUGCGACCGACGGUGGCAACCAGGACAGCACUUUCGAGUGUAACAUAUGUCUGGACACCGCCAAGGAUGCAGUGAUCAGCCUGUGUGGACACCUCUUCUGUUGGCCCUGCUUGCAUCAGUGGUUGGAGACCAGACCUAACAGACAAGUGUGUCCAGUGUGUAAAGCUGGCAUCAGCCGAGACAAAGUUAUCCCCUUAUAUGGACGGGGAAGCACAGGUCAACAAGACCCCAGAGAAAGAACGCCUCCUCGACCACAAGGGCAAAGGCCUGAGCCAGAAAACCGUGGUGGCUUUCAAGGGUUUGGCUUUGGAGAUGGGGGUUUCCAAAUGUCCUUUGGAAUCGGUGCCUUUCCAUUUGGUAUUUUUGCUACAGCUUUUAACAUCAAUGAUGGAAGACCUCCUCCAGCGGCUCCUGGGACACCGCAGCACAUGGAUGAACAGUUUCUGUCUCGACUCUUCCUGUUUGCCGCUCUGGUCAUUAUGUUUUGGCUGCUGAUUGCAUAAAUCCAUGGAAAGACAUGUUGGGGUAACCCAAAAGAUUUGACAGAGAUGCGACAUUAUAGCACAUCAUCACAGUUUGCACCAAUGUGACUCUACCUUUUUGUUUCUGUCGCCUUGACACAAAGCCAUGCGAGUUUUGAAUGAAGCAGGUUUUUCCAAUUGAAAAGAUCUGUAAAAACAAAUUUCAAGGUGAACCAACUAACCUUGGUCACCUAAUGUUUUAACACAUUAACACAGUUACGUAGUGUGCUUGUAAACCAGCACACCAAAAUGGUAACAGCUUCAAACUUCAUGCUGCUUGAUGCAACUCUUUGUUUUUUAAUCAGACGCAUACAGGAGGGUGUUCAGGUGAGAGAAACUGGAGAACAUUCUCGGUGCUCAUUCACUAUGCAUUUUAAUUUAAUUAGUUACCACCAGUGCCCUGUGCUCAUUUACUGGGAUUUUCACUCACACUACCAAUCCCAUGUGUUUUUAUAUGGUCAUUUCAGCGUAUAAUUGGCCCGUUAGUCUACUUGAUCCCUAUAAACUAUUAGGGUUGCUGUUAUUGGAAAUUAGUUUGAGGCAGUUGGCCCUACUCGUGACUGGUCAAAGCAAGAAAAGCACAGGUGUUACCAAUAACAUUAACAAUGGAUCUGUUCUAUUAAAGUUUCCCAAUAAGGCAUGACAGUGAGCCAGCAUGCAUUUUAUUAUUUACACCUGUGCUUUUCCUGCUGGGACAUGUCAACAUUUCUUCCACGAAAAAGGCCUAUUCGUACAGGCCUUGCUGAAAAAAAUAGUACUGUCUCUCUGUUCACUCAUGAACUAAGAAUGCUGGGCUUUGUUUUUUUCGAGCUGUACCUGAUGUUACAAUUUAUGCAUCUCAUCGGCAAUAUUUUCAACAUCAGACGUCAAACAUUGUCUCUUUAUUUUAGAUGACAUUUAAAAAAAUGUGUUGUGAGCAAUUGAUAGAUUAAUUUAUGAAAACAGUGUUCCUCUCCAUCGGUCUCUUUUUCCUCUCGGUUUUCUGUAUGUCACUGUAAUUAAAUGUAAAAUAUUGUAAUUACAGAUUUAAAAAUGAUUGAUCCGUUGAACAUAAAACUACUUUUUUAAAAUGUGAAUUUCCUCUACUGACAGUAAAGCUGUGUAAAUAAAGAUGUUAAUCAGU